Molecule: messenger RNA, 3291 nt
Organism: Cajanus cajan (pigeon pea)
Lineage: Eukaryota; Viridiplantae; Streptophyta; Magnoliopsida; Fabales; Fabaceae
Source: RefSeq, a predicted model, not a curated record
GCUUCCCCUAUUUCUUGGUUAUCUUUGUUUUCUAAUUCUUGUUAUUCGAAUCGUGAGUGAGGGACGAUACUUAAUUUAGGUUGAUUUUGCUUCGCUUUCCACUUGAUCCAAUGCCCAUUGCUCUAUUCAUUCCCAAUUUCCACUCUCUCGCAAUUCCCCUAAUUUUCUUACACUGCAAUUUCCUUUUCCUCUAAAAUGUUAGGGCUGGAAUCCCUAUUUCAUUUCUGAGACCUUUCUGCACGUCAAGUGCUUCGUGAAUCCAAUACGACACGCCACUCUCUUUAUUUUUCCCAUUUCACUUUGCUCUUCCUACAACUCAGUUUGGCCUCCCUAUUCAACACAUUUCCAGCUUUGUAAUUUCAUUUGUUUUGGGUGCACCUUCUACAAAAACAGAAGUCAGUGGUGAAGAGUUAUCAGAAAUAGAUGAAACAGCAGUUAUAAAUUUAUAAUGUCUGGACUUAUUGAAGGACUCCCCCACGCUCUUCUAUCUCCACCCAAUAUUGGAGCUUGUCUCUCGUUCUUGGCAAGCAGCUAUUCGUAGCCCUGAUUAGUAUUUGUCUUGUGCUUUCGUUUAUGAAACCAAGCAUCAAUUCUUAUCCUGGUUUUUAUUGACUUCAUGCUGAAAUUCAUCUUCACAAAAUUGCUGGUAGGUGAAGAUGCUUGCAAUAAGAAAGCUCAAAACAGGACCUGAUAUCCCUUUUGUUUUAUGUGUCACGGUUGCUAAUUGCAAUUAUGGUACGGUCCGAGUUUCCAAUAGCAAAAAUGUCCGGUCUAUUGUGAAGUCUGUUGGCUCUUGUUCAGCCAGCUCAAGUUCGCAAGCAUUUCUACUGGGAUUGGAGAAUAAACAUACUCUUCAGGGACUAUAUUUCUCUAGUGUGACUGAAAGGAUCCUAGUCCAGGCUCGAGAUCCUGCCAAAGUUAGUUUGGAAAUUCUGGAUGCUAUUAGUGUGAAUCAAUUAGAUUAUUCAUGGAAAUUAUUGGAGCAGCAUAUGCACAUGGAGGGAUUUCCCAGAAAAUCUGUCAUUAGCAAGCUCAUAACAAGUUAUGUGGACAGCCAUGAUGUGCAGUGGCUAGGAAAAGCUUAUGAAUUGGUAGAACGUGCUAUUGAGGAAGGUAAGCAAGACUUGUUAGAAAAGGAAGUGCUUAUCUACCUUAGCUUUGGCCUUGCAAAAGCAAGAUUACCAGUUCCAGCAUCCACCAUUUUAAGAAAGAUGAUAGAUAUGGAGCAUUUUCCCUCGGUCACCGCCUGGUCAGCAGUUUUGGCACACAUGUCACAAACAGCAGAGGGAAGCUACCUUGCUGCUGAGUUGAUUCUUGAAAUAGGUUAUUUGUUCCAGAACAAUAGAGUAGAUCCACGUAAAAAGAGCAAUGCACCUAUGAUAGCCAUGAAACCAAACACUGCUUCUUUUAACAUUGCGUUGGCAGGGUGCCUCUUAUUUGAGACAUCUAGGAAGGCUGAGGAGCUUCUUGAUAUGAUGCCUCGAAUUGGUGUCAAAGUUGAUGCAAACUUACUGAUAAUAAUGGCACGUAUAUAUGAGAGAAAUGGACGAAGGGAAGAGCUCAAGAAGCUGCAGAGGCACAUAGAGGAAGCUCCAAAUCUAACUGAUUUACAAUUCCGACAGUUUUAUAAUUGUUUGCUGACAUGCCAUUUGAAAUUUGGGGAUCUAGAUUCUGCAGCAAACAUGGUUUUGGAAAUGCUUAGGAAAGCAAAGGAAGCAAGAAAUUCUCUUGCAGCUACCAAAUUUAUGAUAACUGCUGCUAAAAUUGAUCAUAACCAUUCUCCUGGACGGGCUUCUGUGCAUAGUUUGAACAACAGUAAUGAUUUUGAUAGUUUAGAAAACAAGCCAAUUACAAAUGCUGUAAUAUCUUACGAGGAGUUCUCUAAAGAUAGAAAUUUCUCAAAGCUUGAAGCAGUGUCAAAUGCUGUACUUGGUUCUUUAUUAGCUAAGUUGCAGAUGCAGGUGGACUUGAUUACCACCAAACAUGGUAUACUGCAGCCAACUGAAACAAUUUAUGUGAAAUUAGUUAAAGCUUUUCUAGAAGCUGGCAAGACCAAGGAUUUAGCUGUGUUUCUUCUGAAGGCAGAAAGAGACGAUUCUCCGUUUUCCAAUGACAACUCAGCCUUGGUUCAUGUUAUUAAUGCUUGCAUUUCACUUGGAUGGCUGGAUCAAGCACACGAUCUCCUUGAUGAGAUGCGUCUAGCCGGAGUUAGAACUGGUUCAUCCGUAUACUCCUCACUUUUGAAAGCAUAUUGCCGAGCAAAUAGGACCACAGAUGUGACGUCACUUCUGAGAGAUGCUAGGAUAGCCGGUAUCCAGCUUGACUCAAGCUCUUAUGAGGCAAUGAUCCAAUCGAGGGUGCUCCAGCAAGACACACAUGGAGCACUCAAACUAUUCAAAGAGAGGAAAGAAGCUAGAAUUCCAAAAGUCACUCAACAAAACUCUGGCAUGAUGGCUAAAAGUGGUGCCGAGACAGAUGAAGCUGGACUGAUGACCAAGCUGUUACAGGAAAUCAAGGAAGGGCAGAGAGUGGAUUAUGGAGUUCAUGACUGGAAUAAUGUGAUCCACUUUUUUUGCAAGAAGAGACUCAUGCAAGAUGCAGAAAAGGCUCUAAAGAAGAUGAGAAGCUUAGGCCACUCGCCGAAUGCGCAAACUUUCCAUUCUAUGGUCACUGGGUAUGCUGCUAUUGGAGGGAAUUAUCAAGAGGUGACAGAGCUGUGGGGUGAGAUGAAAGCUCUUGCUUCUUCUAUCUCCAUGAAGUUUGAUCAGGAACUUCUUGAUUCUGUGCUGUAUACAUUUGUAAGAGGUGGAUUCUUCGUUCGAGCCAAUGAAGUUGUGGCAACAAUGGAAAAAGGAAAUAUGUUUGUUGACAAGUACAAGUACCGAAUGCUGUUCUUGAAAUAUCAUAGAACACUUCACAAAGGCAAGGCUCCUAAAUUUCAGACAGAAUCCCAACUAAAGAAAAGAGAAGCAGCCCUCGCUUUUAAAAGGUGGAUAGGCUUGAAUUGAGGAGUGUCAACUAAACAAUGUAUUAGCUCUUGCAAAUUUCAACUUUCAAGCAGUAAUCUUGGAGGCAGUUGAAUUUCUGUUCUCUCUCCUUUUCUCAUUUAGAUUUAUAUUUAUAGGGUUAAUUGACACUAAUGUACUACCAAUGUGAAUAAACCAACACAUUAGUAAGAUAUUCCUCUCACUUGCUGAUACAUGCCACUGACAAUACAGCUACAUUGUAGAAAGACUAGUUAAUUUUAACCUCAAUUUGCUAAAAUAUAUUUAUUUAUUUUCCCUCUAUUUA